AUUAGGAGUUUACUAAGAAUUUAAUUUUUCUAAUAUGAUGUAGCACCACACAGAAUAAAUAAAGUUGGAUUACCGAUGUUAAUAGCAAAGUUUGCAUGUGCCUACGCCGUUCGUGUCGAGCUGUCAAUUUGCUGAUGAUACACGCGGCGACAAUUUGCGAGUGAUCCAUUUCAUCGAAGCGCCAAGAUCUUUAAUACGUAGCUGUUGCUAAAAUAGUUCUGUUUAACUUUCGAUGAGACCGGCACUUUGAUCUACACCCUCUACCAAUCCUGCUGAAAAGUAUAUAGCGGAAGUGGUAGAGGCAGCAGACUUAACCAUCAAGUCCACAUGAUAAUAUCGCACAUGGUACUGCAGUUUACCUGGAUGCAGCAGACGAUUUAGCUGGUCUUUCAUCAAUAUUCGCCAAAGGUAGUCGCAGCAGUAGCAGCAUAGAAUUCCACGAUACAGUCACUCUUCGUAUCCUCAAUCGAUACGCAAUGCAGCCACAAUCAGGUAUCUGUCAUCUCCAGCACUUAUUGCCAAUCGAUGUGUGGGAAGGACACUUAAUUCAUUUUCUGACUCUGAACGAGGCUGGAAUGAUAGCAGAACUUAGUCGCUUCUUCUAUGACGUUGUGCACAAUAGCGUCCAGAUCCAAAUCGAGGCCUCGCUGGUCUGUACAGUUCGUAAACUUCUUCAAGUGUUAGCUAAUUGGAAGAGCCUGUGACAUUUCAACCCGUCGGGGAUGACACAGAGAGUGGCAGACUUUACGAAAGUAUCCACUACAACGUGGAUGCUACCGGUAAUUUAAUCGUUGAUGUCGAGCGCAAUGAAACGAUACGUGAGCCCGAUUUCCGUUCACCAUCAAUUAAUCGAUUCACCGACGCAAAUGGAGGAGGUAAGCGCUUUACGUGCCCUCAGACGUUGCAGAACUGUAUCCAAAGCAGCGACGCUCAAGUGAAGCGCUUAAAUCUAUCAGGUGUUGUUUGUCUCAGUUUGUUUGACGGUGUUAAUUGC
This is a messenger RNA of Plasmopara halstedii, 994 nucleotides long. RefSeq lists its product as uncharacterized. The transcript has a single exon. The record is from RefSeq and is a predicted model, not a curated record. Lineage: Eukaryota; Oomycota; Peronosporomycetes; Peronosporales; Peronosporaceae. The coding region runs from base 477 to 704 and encodes 75 amino acids.